CUGUCCUUCCUCAUCUCGUCCCGGUCCUGCAGCGUGAUGGUCAGCAGCAGAAUGUUGCUCCUCAGCGCCUCCUGCUGGCUGCUGGUUGUUGUGGGCUGCUGUGAAGAACAAACGCAUGAGGACAUUUUCAAGACGCCAGAGGAGAAAGAACUGAUUGAAGCUCUGCAGGACGUUCUGGAGAAGUUAAAAAGCAAACAGCUGCCGAGCACAGAGAAGAAACAGAGCUGGCUUCCUUCAUGUGAUGCAGGGCAGCUGUGUGCUCUGCGUAAAGGCUCGAGGAUUGGGAAACUGUGUGGAUGUCCAACAGGGACCGUCUGCAACUUCACUGUCCUUAAAUGUCUGUAGAGAAAAAAGAAGUGAAAUAAAGACAGCUUUUCAGGAACUCCACCUGACGGUGUCUGACUGUCUGUCUGUCUGUCUGUCUGACUGUUUGACUGUCUCUCUCAGAACAGAAACGGGAUUUUACAAACUGGUCACAUCUAUUUAUUGACGUCAUAAUCAACUGCCAACACACACACAGCCGUCAGCAUCAGGUAAUUAAAGAAGUUUCAUCUGUGGUUUAUCUGAAGAAAACAAAAAAAAAAACAUUCACAAAUGUAGUAGUAGUUGUAGCA
Messenger RNA from Cynoglossus semilaevis (tongue sole), 614 nucleotides. Its product is annotated as cocaine- and amphetamine-regulated transcript protein-like. NCBI's taxonomy places the organism in Eukaryota, Metazoa, Chordata, Actinopteri, Pleuronectiformes, Cynoglossidae. The transcript is spliced from 3 exons. Gene Ontology annotation, molecular function: neuropeptide hormone activity. The record is from RefSeq and is a predicted model, not a curated record. The coding region runs from base 37 to 345 and encodes 102 amino acids. Gene Ontology annotation, biological process: cellular response to starvation; positive regulation of MAPK cascade; negative regulation of appetite.